Penicillium oxalicum is the source of this 4380-nucleotide messenger RNA. Its product is annotated as F-box protein. The coding region runs from base 1 to 4380 and encodes 1459 amino acids. The transcript has 2 exons. Gene Ontology annotation, molecular function: protein binding. Lineage: Eukaryota; Fungi; Ascomycota; Eurotiomycetes; Eurotiales; Aspergillaceae. The record is from RefSeq and is a predicted model, not a curated record.
AUGGCUGCUCCCCGGACUCUACCAUUUGUCAAGUCUCGCAAAUACUCGGAGAGACAGGGCACCAAGAAAAGAACCAUCAAACCACCCCCGCCACUCAAGCUGGAAGCAGACCAGAUUCGUGCGCAAGUGUUCAAGGAUCUGAGUCAGAGAGGCGCCCUACCAAAAGCGGUUCGGGGCCGUCUGACAGCCUCCCCGAAGCCAACGAACAGACCGCACAAAGACAAGCGGUUGAGUGAAAUACAAGAAGUCCCAAUCAAGAUGGAAGUACCUAUCGCACAGGCCGAGCAGAAAACCGUGGAGAUCGCAGAGCAAUGCCCGAUGGACGAUCAUCCGGUACCUUCAGAGCAAAUAAAGACAACGGACACGCCGAGUCGACGUCCGAGUCAGCGAACUCGAACGGUGAACUUUCAACCUCAUCAAUCUCGCUCACCCUCGCCAGAUUUCUCCAAAGUGUCGAAAACCGCCCGGCCGCUUUCCCGGCAAGACUCGCUCCGAACGAUUUUGGUGCUCGACUCGCCUGGAUCGUCCGAGGCGGACGGGCCAGACAUCUCGCCCUUAUCCGAAACCUUCCCCAUCGCCAGAUCGAAAUCGGGCAAGGUCCUGCGUCGAUUUUUCCCAGAACUCUCCAACAACUUUGGACUCGUGUCACCCAUGAGUUCUGACGUCUCGAUCAGUCAACCGGGGUCUCAAUUAGCCGAAUAUUGUCCGUUGGCCUUUGAGUCCGAAUUGGAGGAUCGAGUGCAAACACUGUACAAGGACUCGAUGGAUGCUGAUGACGGCUCGUCUAGUCAAGAUGACUCCUCGUCGGGGCAUCGGACAGAAUCGUCCUUGGCUUCGGAAGAGCCCUGCGACGACGUCUCGUCGUGUUAUAGCCGUCGCACCUCUAUCACGAGCGUCGAGUCGGACAUUUCCCUCUCGGUCAGGAGGUUUGACGCAUAUUCCAUACUCUCUCCAUCAGCGCUGGGUGUCUUUGAUGACUAUGCAUCGCCGGUCAAAUCUCGUCGGACGUCUGCAAAUGCACGGUUCUCAAACUUGGGACCGGGCGCGACGAGUUUAGUCCGUCGUGCAUCCACCGGCUCCGGUCUGUCCUUGUAUGAUGUGAAGAACAAACCGCUUCCGCUGGAGCCGGUCGAGGAGCCCAGUCCACUCGAGGUACGCCGUCCUGCUCGUCCUAUUCGACCGGCAACACGACCCUCUUCCCCGGCUCCCAUCGCUCUCCAUCACGAUAGACAUGCAUCAUUCGCACCUUUGGAUCACAAGCACUCUCAGUCUGAGGAUCAGCAAUGGGGAAGACGGGAUGAGGCUCGCGAUAAACGAUCAACAGCCUCUCACGUCAAUCAAAGCUCCCUCAAGGAGGAGACCACGGAUCGGCCGAGUACACGACCGAGCCUCACGAUGGAUAGGGCGGCCGAGGAACUGGAAGAUGCGCUGGCUGACCUGGCCGACUUGACCCAGAGUCCUCCCCCGCAGCAACAGAAAUUCCUCGUGCUCGAGGGACCCCUACAAAUCAGUCGUCACCAGGGAGAUCUCAUUGCGACACGACCGGCGCCUCUACCGCCGACGACCCGGCCACACUCUCAGGCUCCGUCAUCCAACCCGUUCAAAAAGAGCAAGAGCCUUCACUUCAAGACCACCAAGCCGGUCGAUACAACGACACAAUCUAGCACGAGCAUGCUGCGGCCCUUUCGGUCAGCCAAGGAGAGACGAUCCAGGCGCGAGGCAGAAAAUAAACACGCUGCCCCUCAAGAGCUGGCUGGCGCGAAAGAAGCCACGCCUGCCCUCUCUGGCGUGCGCAGGGACUCGAACGUGAAAGAUAAUUUGAACGAAAAGACCUCCUCCGUGGCUGAACUGCCGUCGUCCGCCCGCGAAGAGCCCAGUAAGUCCUCCAAGACGAGGAAAUCCUUCAGCAUGAAGAUUGCCUCUUUUCGACGAUCCAACCAGCUACCCGCUCGAGCCCCGGUGGAUGCGGGUGCGGAUGCUUGUCCGUGUCCAAGAUCUCGUUUGAGUGUCAUUUACGCCUCGCGGUCGGAGAGCAGCCUCGUCGACCCACUCAACCCCGCCGAAAGCGAGGCCCAUGCGGACGCACUCUCACGGCCCCCACGACUUUCUUCACGGCCGGAUUUCCACGAGCGUCAUGGGGACGAAGCCAAGAAGAAAGAGGGGGCUGAAACGACGGUCUCCAAAGGGGAGGAUCUGCGUCUGCAGCUGCCACGCUUGCAGACUCAUGACUUGACCAUUCAACUGAACUUGGAGUCCCGAAGCAGCGACAAGGAAUCUCUUUGCCAAUCACCAAGCCAGCAGCAUCCCCAUCAGUCUUCUUCUCCUUCCUCUUGUGCUCCUCCUCCUCAUCGAGGACAACAGCCACGGCCACCGCCUGAGCGAUCAGAGAAGACUCGGUCGCCGACGAUGACUUCGUUCUGUGCGCCCGGCCCCACUCUGUCGGUGCAUCCUUGUCAUCGAAUGCCCGUGCAGAACCUGAGCAGCAGAAGACGGCCUGAACCGCCGGCUGUCAAUUUGCACCUCGUGCCCCCCGAGGAUGAGAAAAUCCUCGUGGCCAGUGAGAUCGUGGCCAGCGAAAAAGUCCGAUACUCGCAAGCGUUCAUCUCAACGGCCCAGGCUAGCAGUGUCCAACUGCCCCCAGAGCAGAUCUUCGAACUGGCCGCAACGCCGCCCUCGCCCACAUCCUCAAUUCCGUCGGUUUUCCCCCAGAGACCACCAUGUGUGUCGGUGCAUUUCCCUGGCGAAAUGCCCGAUCACCUGGUGACCUUGAUCAUGGAGCGCAUCGACUCGCUGGACGAUCUUUUCAACUUUGUGCUCGUGAACCGGCGGUUUUAUGAGAUCUUCAAGCGUCGAGAGCUCUUCUUUCUCAAGACAGCGCUCUUUCGCAUGUCACCGCCUGCGUGGGAGAUGCGGGAGAUGAGUCCGCCCUGGUCGAACGAGUGGCAGCUCUUGGUGAAUCCGGACACGCCGGUAGUCGAGUAUACUCCGAACUCGUAUCUGGACCGAUAUGCCAAUGACAUCUACACACUCGCGCAACUGAAGUCGAUGAUCUUGGUCCGCUGUGCGCCACUCCUACGCCGGGAGACGAUUAAAGGUUUGUCGGGGGUGGACAUGACCCGUGCGGAAGAGGUCGAUGAUGCCUUUUGGCGGAUCUGGACCUUCUGCCGCAUCUUUGGCAAUGGAAAGGGUCGGGAGAAUGAUCUGGAAGGACAGAUGGAUUGGCUAAAAGGCGGCACCAAGGCUCGCAACUCGUUUCGACCGUCCUCGACGGUGACCGGUCCAUUUGGUCUGGACGGGGUCCUGUUUGAGCCGCCCGAGGGAUUCGCCCGCGGAAACGGCGUGUCGGGUCUCUCUGCCCAACAGCUGUACGACAUCACGGAAAUUUGGACCUGUCUCGGUGUCUUGCUCCAGCCCUUGCACGGCCAGUGUGUGGAGGCGAGAAAGGCCGGGGUCUUUGACGGGAUGGACAUUGCGGAAGGGGAUGUGAGUCAGGAGGAAACGGCAUUGGAAGAAUGGACCUCGUUUAUCCUGACGCUGGGCCUCUCCGCCGUGCUGACUCUCAGCUCGCUGUGCCCUGCCGAGGCUUCCAGCGUCACCUUCAUCCGAGCUCAAUCUCACGGUCUCACGAAGUGGGAGCCGGCCUCAAAUGGGAUCAGCCGAUCCUGUUUCCUCAAAGAAGCUGUCUCACGGAUCUAUGAUGAGCAAGAGCGCAUGAAGACUUCGACAGGCCUCCAGGCGGGGGCAAAGGCGCAACCAGAAUCCCUCCACCGUCGGAGACUGUUCCAGGAAGAGCUUCGAACCGGCCGUCUGCGAGGACACGCACGGCACGAGAGUGACCCGGUUCGAACCUUUGCGGACGAGCGGCCGAUGUCUGAAUUCAGCACCAUUCUUCACAAACUCGACGGGACCGAGCCCAGAAGGAGCCCACUGGAAUUGGCAGUUCCAGCAAUCCCCUUGAGCCACGCUGCUUCUCUGGAUUAUCUUUAUGCACCACCAUCUGUCUCCAAGCCCCCGUUCCACAAUCUCGGCCAUGCCCGCUCGCGCUCUUUGACACCCGGAUCGACGAUGCCAUCGUCGCGGUGUCCACGUCUCCGGACUGGCUUCACACCGCCGGCGCCCCGUCCGUACGUUCAAGAUCCCGUUGACCGUGCGCUCAGCCGCAUGGUCGAUGACCUUGGCUUCAAUCCCGAGGAUGUCAAGUGGGCACUCAAAAUCACCGAUACCGGCGAAGGUCUGGACACCAACGCCGCCGAGAAACUGCUGCGGCAGCAAAAACGCAAGAACGAAAGAAACCCGUUUGCGACUAAGGGCAAGGAUGGUCUCCUCAAAUCUAUGAUGAAGCGAAAGGGGUCCCAUGAUUCUGGCUGGCGGUUUGCGUGA